Messenger RNA from Amphibalanus amphitrite, 3019 nucleotides. RefSeq names its product BTB/POZ domain-containing protein KCTD12-like. Bases 73 to 819 code for a protein of 248 amino acids. The transcript has a single exon. Gene Ontology annotation, molecular function: protein binding. Gene Ontology annotation, biological process: protein homooligomerization. NCBI's taxonomy places the organism in Eukaryota, Metazoa, Arthropoda, Thecostraca, Balanomorpha, Balanidae. The record is from RefSeq and is a predicted model, not a curated record.
CAUCGAUCGAGCUCGGCGGCAGCAGGAGUGUGCCGCUGUCGGCCGCGCUCAGCAGACAUGUGCCAGUGAACGAUGAACGGUGACCCGGCCACGAUGGCCGCGCAGGCCAGCGCCGGCGUGGUGGACCUGAAUGUGGGUGGCGUGCUUUACACGACGUCGGCGGCCACGCUCACCUCCUGCGCCGGCUCACUGCUCUGCCAGCUGUUCUCGGGAGAGACCAGCGAGCCGCCGCUCCGCGACGCCAAGGGACGCGUCUUCAUCGACCGCGACGGCGUGCUCUUCCGCUACGUCCUCGACUUCCUGCGCAGCCAGAAGCUGGUGCUGCCGGAGAAUUUCCAGGAGUGCGACCGGCUGCUGGCCGAGGCCGAGUACUUCCAGCUGUCGGAGCUGGAGGAGGCGCUGCGCGCGCCCGGCGGCCGGCCGCGCGACCUGGCCACCCGCUCGCCCGGCUGCAUCACGGUCGGGUACCGCGGCACGUUUGCAUUCGGCCGCGACGGCCUGGCCGACGUCAAGUUCCGUAAGUUGGCCCGCAUUCUGGUUUCUGGCCGCGUGGCGCUGUGCCGCGAGGCUUUCGGGGAGACGCUGAAUGAGUCGCGCGACCCGGACCGAGGCCACGUGGACCGCUACACGAGCCGCUUCUUCCUGAAGCACUCGUUCCUGGAGCAGGCGUUCGACAUGCUGUACGACGCCGGCUUCCGGCUGACGGCCAGCUGCGGCUCCGGCACGGCCAGCAUCUCGGGCAUCUCGGACAAGCCGGGCUCCGACUCGGAGGAGAACCGCUGGAACCACUACAACGAGUUCGUGUUCAUCCGCGACUGAGCGGCGCCCAGCUGAGCGGCGCAGCCCAGGUGAGGGCCCGGCUGACGCCGGCGGUCGCUCAUGGCGGCACGGUGAGAGCCCGCUGUGCGGCACCAUGGGGCGGACCGCCGGCCUGAGCCGCCGCCGGCCCCGCCGCCGGCUGAGAGGUGCCCGACCGCUGUCGGACGGCCGGCCCGACCGGCGGCGCGCCCAUUCCCGUGAGUGACGAUAAGUGCGGUCCGGCGGCGAGCAGCCCCGCUCGGCGGCCGCGGCUCGGCCACCCGAACGAUGGGUGCGCGACGGCGACGCAUUAGGACAUUGCUUUCAACGGCGGGCGACUGCCAGACCUCUCAUCAGCCGAGAGUCGAAGAUGAAUCGCUAUGUAACGGUGGCCGGUGUGUUACGGCAGCUGUAAAUGUCUGCCGGGGAAGCGCGCGCCGGCCCGAUAUCCGCUCCCCAGCGGUGGCCUAGAUGCCGGCCUCCGGCCCCGCCUCCAGCGUGCAGCAACUUAUCCAAUAACCUGGAAAAGCGGCCGCCCGGAAACGUCUGCCGUGCCGCGGUUACCGAUCUGGCCAUCCAGGUAACAGUUGGCGCCGGCGGACGCUGUGCUGGCCGCUCCCGAUCGCUAGCAAAAUAGUUAAAAGACAGCGACGCUGCAGAAAUACCACCGCAAAAACCCUUUUUUUAAACAGGGCACGAUUAAAUUCACCCUCAUAUAUUAUAAAUAUGAGUUUCCUCUUGAUGGUCGGCUUAUAUUUUAGUGUACUUUUAUUUGCCGGGUUAAGAAUGUUAUAGCAACGUAAUAGCCAUAACAUGUCAGUUGUCAUUUGCACGGUGCGUGAUUUUUUCUCGGUGAACUCAGCCAAAACAAGGUUAUUGGAGCGAGACUUUCGACACUUCGCUUGCAGAUCCGCUUGAAAUGCUUUCAUUAAUACAAACCGAGUAGGGCUAUUCUCAGUUUUACAAUUAUUUCAAUUUGCAACGUCUCAUACGGUUUCAAAGAAAUGGAACCUCCUAACAAUCUUGACCGAGAUUUUUCAGGGUCAAUGUAAAAUAAACAUUGAACCAGGAAACAAGAGACAUCACUUGGGCUUUGUGACGCAAAUCCGUGGGACCAUUGCUGCAAAUAUAUCAGUUCUGGUUGAAACGUUUCGAGACCUAUUUUACUUAUAACAUUUUGUCAAAAGCUAUAAACGCAAACUCUGAGAUGCGGACGAAUAGAGUCGCCGCGCGAAUCGGCCGGCCGCUCCGGGGCUGCGAGUUUGUGCGGCGACUGACGGUUUGCUGUGACGACCAAACUGCUGGUGACGGUACUCGUCCCAGCCGGCCUGUCUCAGUCUGUGAUGGCCGCGGCCCGAGCCGUGCACGUAUAGUUCGGCUAGCGGCGGACGGCGGCGGCGGCGGCGCGGUGCCCGGCCGCGGUGUUUGGCAUAUUGUGGACGCUGCCAAUCGAUAACAGCGAACCGUUGAACAGAGCCCUGGCUAUAUCCAUGAACUCCACGGUGCUAAAUCAACGUCAUCUCACAGUUUAAGCAGUUCAUGACUUGUCUGAGCAUAACAGAGCUUAAAGUUUGGAAGACCUUUGUUGUUGCUUCUGUCCGCCCAGUGUGCAUUCAAAGUUUCCAAAACUUGUCGUGCCCUGCGGUACUACCUACAUCAGCCGCCCUGAGGCCGCGAACCGUGGCCGCACACCGCCGCCCCCGCCGCCGGACAGCGCCGCCCCCAUAGACAGUCGGCGCCGCACGAUAUUUCAAUGUGUUUCUUUGUAAGCUAGUGAGGGGCGGUUAGCGCGUGAAGCCAGUCGUCUGCUGGCGGGUUGAGAGGGUCGAUAGUAGGCGACUAGCGAUGGGUGCCGAUGGUGAGCUCUGAUGGGUGCGAUCGGGACGGUAUGGACCCUGAUGGGUGCGAUCGGGAUGGUAUGGACCCUGAUGGGUGCCGAUCGGGAUGGUAUGGACCAUGAUGGAUGCCGAUCGGAGUGGGGUGUGAGCCCGGACGGGUGCCGAUUGGGAUGGAGUGUGAGCCCGGACGGGUGACGAUUGGGAUGGAGUGUGAGCCCGGCCAGCCAGCGGACCGAGUUCGGCCUCCUAUCUGUCGGCGGUGAGGCCUCAGUGCUCUCUGUUCGCUGUUACGAACGCCGUUAAUGUUAGCGUGUGUUUGAACGUACGUGUAGUUGGAAAUUACACUAUGCUGCUAAUACAGUACAGUCACCAGCACUUGCUAC